UCAGCUGACAACAGGAAUGGCUUCGUGUUUCCCCUGCGCUGCUGCUCUCUGAAACAUGGUGCUCUCUUUACCAGGUUUAACUCCCGAUUUCACUGAGGAGCACCUGCGGGACUUGAACACACUGAGCCCAGGGCACGGAGAGUGUGAGGAGGGAGCAGCGGCCACACCAUGCUCCUCCUCCAGCUACCGGAGGAUGUCCUCUAUCACAUCCUGUCUUAUCUGGACUACAGGUCUCUGAGCCGUCUCUCUCAGGUCUGUAGAAGCCUGUGUCGCUUCGUGAACCGGGACGCUGUGUGGAGGAGGAUCGCCAGAGAGUUUCUGAACACGGGGAUCAGGCGGGACGGGACGGACAUAUAUCCUCAUAUCCCGCUGAAGGAGAGAGUGAAGAUAGCUCAGAACUGGAGGGAUGGGGUCUGCAAAAGGGCGAUUCUUCUCAAAUGGAAAACGAAACUGUUGCCAUGGUUGCAGCUGGAUGGGGAUGUACUGUUUCUGUCUCAGGCUGCUGAUAUUGGAGCGUACCAUUUGCGCCAAGACUCAGGGAGACUCCAGCGUAACCCAUUUGAAAUCUACUCAGGCCAUAACGGAGACGUGUGUCACUUUGUUCUGACGGACUCUCACCUGAUCAGUGGUGGAAGCGAUGGCAAGAUCCUGGUCCACAGCAGGACCAGUGACGUGUCGGUGGAGUUAUCAGGUCAUAACCAGGAAGUCAACUGCCUGGACUCUAAAGAUGGACUCAUCAUCAGCGGAUCCAGGGACCGAACAACGCGGAUUUGGACCUCGACUUCCAACUGCCCCAAAGACACAAUCCCCAUGUACGACAGAGUGUGGUCUGUUGCCAUUAGUCCAGCGCUGAGCUCCUUUGUAACAGGGACGGCGUGCUGCGAGAACUUCUCCCCUCUUCGCAUCUGGGAUGUUGAGCGGUUGGAGUGUGUGAGCAGUCUGGGCUCAGAGUUUCGCCGCGGGGCCGGUGUGUUGGACAUGGUGUUUGAGUCUCCAUUCCAGCUCUUCACCUGCGGCUACGAUACCUUCAUUCGACUGUGGGACCUCAGACUCAGCCCACGGAAGUGUGCGAUGGAGUGGGAGGAGCCUCAUGACAGCGCUCUGUACUGCAUCCAGACGGACGGAAAUCACAUGAUCGCCAGCGGCUCCUCGUACUACGGUGUUGUACGACUCUGGGACAAACGGCAGACUGAAUGCCUGCAGUUCUUCCAGCUGAGCUCAGACCCGGUGAGCAGCCCGGUGUACUGCCUGAGGUUCAGCAGCACUCGCCUGUACGCAGCCCUGGCCACCGCCCUGCACUCACUGGACUUCAGACAGAACCCCGUCUAUAUCAGAUGAUACACACACACACACACACAAACACACACACACACACACAGCUCAAAUUUAUCAGUUUAAUAAAGGUGUCUAUUUUCACAAUAAAAGUUUUCACAUUUUAAAA
Molecule: messenger RNA, 1441 nt
Organism: Seriola dumerili (greater amberjack)
Lineage: Eukaryota; Metazoa; Chordata; Actinopteri; Carangiformes; Carangidae
Gene: fbxw4
Product: F-box and WD repeat domain containing 4
Exons: 9
Coding region: 169-1338 (389 amino acids)
Biological process (GO): SCF-dependent proteasomal ubiquitin-dependent protein catabolic process
Cellular component (GO): SCF ubiquitin ligase complex
Molecular function (GO): protein binding
Source: RefSeq, a predicted model, not a curated record